UUGCUGUUUGACCUGGUUGAUGAUCUCCAUGAUGCCUGCAGCUGUGGUUCUCUGGAUCUUCUCAGCAGUGAUCUAUGUGGGGAGAGGUGAUCCCCAGCCAUGCCGUGCUCAAGGAGCCACAGAGGAGAGCUACAACAGAUCAUCUCUGGUGAUUUCAGCCAACAAAGACUUUGCCUUCAGUCUGUACAGGGAACUGGCCAAUUCUGAUUCUCAAAGAGAAAACAUCUUCUUCUCACCUGUUUGUGUUUCUGUCAUCUUGGCUGCUUUGUCUGUUGGGGCACGAGGAGACACCCACCAACAGAUUUUUGAUGGUCUGGCUUUCAGUAACUUCAAUCUGUCCCAAACAGAUGUAAACCAGGGUGUCUGUCAAAUUGUUAGAAUCGAACAGGCAAAUGAGGGCAUCAGUGCAGGUAAUGCUGUGUUUGUAGACCACCUGUUCAACCCCCUGCCUGAGUUCCUGGAGGUCUUGGAGCACUUUUAUUUCACUGAGGGCUUCACUGUUGACUUCAGCAAAACUACAGACUCCAUCAACACCAUCAAUGAAUACGUUUCACAUCAAACCAAUGGAAAGAUCAAGGAAGUGGUCGACAGUCUGUAUCCAAAUACAGUCCUGUUUCUCCUCAGCUACAUUUACUACAAAGGAAAUUGGGUGACUGCAUUUAAUCCUGCCCUGACAAAGAUGGACGAGUUUCAUGUAGCUGAAAAUGAGACGGUUUUAGUCCAGAUGAUGAAAACCGAAGAAUCCUUCUAUCUUUAUGAUGYAGCAAUCAGCACCUCAGUCCUCCACCUUCCCUUCAACAAGUCCUGCUCCAUGUUGCUGCUGAUGCCUGAUGAUAUGAGAACCCUGGAGAACAUCAUCAGUCCAGCUCAUGUCACUGAAUGGUUGAGGGCUGAAAAGUCCAGGUACUGCAACGUUUAUAUUCCAAAGUUUUCCAUCAAGACCUCCUACGUGCUGAAUGACGUGUUAGAGAAAAUGGGAAUGACUGACAUGUAUGUUGAUGCAGAUCUGAGUGGGAUUUCAAAGGUGCAUGACUUGGCUGUCUCUGAG
Austrofundulus limnaeus is the source of this 1048-nucleotide messenger RNA. Its product is annotated as serpin A3-5. Gene Ontology annotation, molecular function: serine-type endopeptidase inhibitor activity. The record is from RefSeq and is a predicted model, not a curated record. Lineage: Eukaryota; Metazoa; Chordata; Actinopteri; Cyprinodontiformes; Rivulidae.